AUGAUGGAAGAACGGUGGAGGUUCAUCACUCGGUGGAAGCUAUUACGCGUGCUUUUGUCAGUGGUGUCUCUGUUAUCCUCGUUCACCAUGGAACCUGUUUGGUGUUCCACUCUCAACUCCGAAGGGUUGGGUCUGCAAAAGAUGAGAGAGAAAGUGGUGAGAGAUCCAUUGGGUGGUUUACGGAGUUGGAAUAGCAGAGGAGUGGUUGAUCACUGUUCCUGGUUCGGAGUGGAGUGCUCCCAUGGCCAUGUUGUAUCCUUGAACCUGAAAGAUCUCUGUCUCCACGGAACACUAGCACCUGAAAUUGGGAAGCUAGUUCACAUAAAAUCAAUUAUUUUGCGCAACAAUUCUUUCCAUGGAGAAAUCCCUAAGGAAAUACUACAAUUAGAGGAGCUAGAAGUUCUUGACUUAGGAUAUAACAACUUUAGUGGACCAUUUCCAUCUGAAGAACUUGGCAGCAAUCCAUCCCUCACUACCCUUUUAUUGGACAACAAUGGCCAUCUUUCCUACUUAACUCCGGAGGUGUAUAAGCUCAAGACAUUUUCUGAAAUGCAUGUAGAUGAAGAACAACUAUCUGGUCCUACUACUAGAGAAGCAUAUGUUACCAAAUCAAAUAUCAGGCACAUUGGCCAACAUGGGGAUCCAACACACAGAAGGGAACUUCUCCAAGCAGCAAAUGGUGCUGAGAGGGGUGAUGAUGACAAAGAAACUCUUUCACCAUCACCUUUUCCCUCUUCACUAUCACCACUUUCAGAGCCUUUUUCACCAUCACCAUCAGAGAGUCCUUCAGAUUCACCAACAUCUCCAGAGCUUUCCCCCUCACCAUCUCCAUCUCUCUCUGGUUUCUUUUUCUCUCUUUCACCCUCGCCUUCACCUAUGGUAGCACCAACUCCAGACACAUCACCUCCAGAAAAUCCACCUUUGGUUGUAUCCACACCACCACAGUCCAAUUGGGUUUCAAUGCCUUCUCCUGCUUCAUCUGCAAACAGUUCAAACCCAAACCAACACACUGUGAUUAUGUGGUCCACAGUUGGGGGCUUGUCCUUGAUUUUGGUGUCAGCUAUUGUUUUUCUUUGCUUCAGAAGUAACAAGGUUGUCACUGUAAAACCUUGGGCCACAGGGUUGAGUGGCCAACUACAGAAGGCAUUUUUAUCAGGUGUUCCAAGUCUGAAACGAACAGAACUUGAAGUAGCUUGUGAGUAUUUCAGCAACAUUAUUGGUUCACUGCCUGAUGGGACUGUUUAUAAGGGGACUCUUUCCAGCGGAGUUGAGAUAGCUGUAGUAUCCUCUGCAGUGACUUCAUCCCAAAACUGGUCCAAAAAUAUGGAAAGUCAAUUCCGAAAGAAGAUAGCUAUGCUGUCAAGAGUAAACCACAAAAAUUUUGUGAAUCUUAUUGGAUAUUGUGAAGAGAACAAGCCAUUCACAAGGAUGAUGGUUUUUGAGUAUGCUCCAAAUGGAACUCUAUUUGAGCAUCUACACGUUAAAGAGGCAGAACGACUAGACUGGGGAAUGAGAAAGAGGAUAGCUAUGGGAAUAGCCUACUGUCUGGAGCACAUACAUCAGCUGACACCACCCAUUGCCUAUAAAAACAUACAAUCUUCCUCGAUAUAUCUGACGGAAGAUUAUGCUGCUAAACUAUCAGACCUUAGUUUCUGGACUGACAUAGUCUCUACGAAGAAGGGUUUUGAGUCCACACAGCUCUUAGAAACAGCUUCAGAAUAUAUCAAGGCCAAUGUUUACAGCUUUGGAGUACUGUUGUUUGAAUUGAUUACAGGAAGAAUUCCCUUUGCAGUGGAGAAUGGCUUAUUUGAUGAUUGGGCAGCAGAAUAUAUAAAGGGACAACCUUUGAGAGAUGUGGUGGAUUCAAACCUGAGCUCUUUGCAAGCAAAUGAAAUCGAGAAAUGGGAAGAAGUGAUUAACAUCUGUGUGGAUCCAGAUCCAGAAAAAAGGCCAACUAUGAAGGAGGUUACUUCUAAGUUGAAGGAAAUCACCUCCAUAGGACAUGAUGGAGCAACUCCAAAAGCAUCUCCUCUUUGGUGGGCAGAAAUAGAAAUUAUGUCCACUGACUUAAGUUCAGACGUCAAUCCAUAA
Sphenostylis stenocarpa is the source of this 2091-nucleotide messenger RNA. The record is from the annotation of a GenBank genome assembly. Lineage: Eukaryota; Viridiplantae; Streptophyta; Magnoliopsida; Fabales; Fabaceae.